This is a messenger RNA of Plasmodium inui San Antonio 1, 2082 nucleotides long. RefSeq lists its product as hypothetical. The transcript has 4 exons. Bases 1 to 2082 code for a protein of 693 amino acids. Lineage: Eukaryota; Apicomplexa; Aconoidasida; Haemosporida; Plasmodiidae. The record is from RefSeq and is a predicted model, not a curated record.
AUGAUGGGAAAUAAAAUUUCAGAAAAUAAACAAAGGCAAAUUAUUAUGUAUAAAAAUAUAAAAAGUAAAAUUAAAAAAAAACACAACCUCGAUGUUCGAAGGAACAUUUACAUUUCUCUACUUAAGGAGAAAGAACUUAGCAAUGUCCACUCGGAAAUAUUUGAAGCCUACAAGGCACAGGAAGAGAGUGAUUGUGGUGGGGUGGAGGAGAAUGGGGGCCCUGCGGAGAGGAGCAGCCGGGGGAGAGACGGAACGUACGUUAAAGUAAAUUUCAAAAAAGGGGAAUCGCACACACAUGCGGGAGGCACCCAUGUGAGUAGAAAAUGUGCCGACCUAGGAGGAAGACGCGAAGAAGGGAAACCCACGACGUCGAAAAGGAGGCAGCACCAUCGGUAUGGCGACCAUGAGGAUAGCCACGGGGAGAGUCGUACUCGACGACGAAGUGGGCACCGAAGUGACAGACGUAGUGACAAACGAAGUGAACUACAAAGUGACCGAAGAAGUGAUUCCCCAAAUGAGAAAAGACACUUUGAGCUGGACUACGGCUUCUUCUUCACCCUGGACUACGGCUUCUUCUUCACCGUGGAGGAAAGAUCCAGCGCCUAUUCCCAGGCGAGGGGUAGCACCUACGUGAAAAAAAAAAAAAAAAAGGAAGCAAGCGACAUUUGGGAAGAGCUAAAUGACGGGGAGAAUUCGAAGCUUAAACGGGGGAACCGAAGAAAGGGAGCUACCUUACGAAGAAAAGAAACCAGUUUGGAAAGAACCAGCAGAGUUGCUACACGAAAGGGUGAAAGUGUGCACAUGGUUGACGACACAAAGGAUAGCACUGUCGCAGAUAGCACGGUCGCGGAUAGCAUCGUUGGGGAUAGUUUCGUCGGGCGUACCUCCGAAUCGUGUAGUGGGACGAGGAGCGAUUCGCAGAGCGUAUCGGAGAGUGCACCGACGGGUCCUAGUGAGAACCGCGAUGAGUCCUCCUUCAAUUUGUUUUCGCUACAACUACUGCCCGAUGUGUCAACCACCCAGGGAGAGAAGCCAGUCAAGUUAAAGCAAAUGAAUACGGAUAAGUGCAAAAAGGGAGACACUCAAGGACGCGUGAACUACUCGAAAAAGCCAAGUGAGACGGAGGGAAGCAGCACAAGGUUCCUAAACCUAGUCAAAGAGAAAAACAUAUUGCGCAACAUUUUAUCAUUCAUGAAGUGCAGUGAUUUGUUGGAGUUGCAAAAGACGUGCUCCAUGGUCUACGUGCUGGUGAGCGACUUCCUGGACUAUAUAUGCCUCCACAUAUUUUCAAAAUUUAAGAGAGCCUACGAGGGGUACUUCACUCCCUUCGAUUGUUUCUACAAGUACGAGGUUCUCUACACGGAUAAUCCGUCCUUCCGCCUAGACUGCAUCCUGCUCGCGAAGAUAGAAAAGCGCGCUGUCGGGUACAACAACCGAUUCGGUUACAAGUACAAAUACGAGUUCGACGCAAAGCAAAACAGCUACCAUGUUUACUACAAUUUCAACGUGCUUAAGAAAAACGUAGCGAGAAAAAUCGAAAUACACAAAGACAUCUCGUAUAACAAUGGAGAUGAUAUUAACGUCUCGCACAUCAUAAGUAACGACGUCUGUGCCAAUGACUACAUAUGCAUCCCAAUAAAUUUAUUUAACAUUAUCGGCACAGUUAAUUUCCAUUCAAUCACUUUUAUGGAGAAUAAAUUGAGCAGACACGUCACGUAUAGUAACGGCUUCGAUGACCAGCUAUGGUAUGACAGGGAGGAAUACAAGACGCUGAUUAAGGAGGAUAACUUGGUUUCUUCGGAGUGUUUUCUUCCAUAUUUGAAGCACGUGAAGACGAUCUACUCCGGGAUCGACGUGACCGUUAUGAAGUCGAUCUACAGGGCGGUCCAGCCUGGAAAGCUUGGCCGCCGGAGUUACGCCCUCUGGGGAAACCACUUCAUAAUCGAGAGCAAUCUAGACCCCGUGUUCACCUUUCUGAAGCGAGAGGGGCUGCAGCACGACUACAUUUACCAUAAUUUUUAUCUGCGCGUGGGGGAUUCCAUCGUUUUUUACUUGAUCCGUGGCGGCAAUCACGACGUCUAA